Messenger RNA from Cavenderia fasciculata, 2208 nucleotides. RefSeq names its product glycoside hydrolase family 47 protein. The coding region runs from base 1 to 2208 and encodes 735 amino acids. Gene Ontology annotation, molecular function: calcium ion binding; mannosyl-oligosaccharide 1,2-alpha-mannosidase activity. The transcript has 3 exons. The record is from RefSeq and is a predicted model, not a curated record. Gene Ontology annotation, biological process: endoplasmic reticulum mannose trimming; carbohydrate metabolic process; mannose trimming involved in glycoprotein ERAD pathway. Gene Ontology annotation, cellular component: membrane; endoplasmic reticulum. Lineage: Eukaryota; Evosea; Eumycetozoa; Acytosteliales; Cavenderiaceae.
AUGAAAUUCAAAUCAUUUCAUGUAUCAAUAGUAAUCAUUAUAUUAGUACUGCUAUUGUUAUCAUGUCAAUUGGGUCAUACUAGUAGUAGUAGUAGUAACAAAGAACAAGAACAAACGAAUAAUAAUAGAGAUACUAAAAUACAAACAAAUAAAGAGAAAUUACCUAAAGAGUUUUCACAUCUUGUCUUGGAUGAUAAACAUAUUAAAAAGAAUAAAGAUGAACAAGUAAUCGAAUCUACUACUACCAUAGAACAUACUAAAGAAGAUAAACAAAGACAAAAACAAUUCACUUCAACAACAACAACAACUCAUCAAGACGACAGCAGUAGUAGUAACAAAGAACAAGAAGAACAACAAACUUCGAAACAACAACCAAUAUGUGAUCUAAAGAAACAAGAAAUAAUAUAUACAAUUAAAGAUUUAAAUAAUGAAAGAUGGAUAGACAAGAGGAAUGGAGAACAAGUAAAAGAUCCAUUUGAAUUUAUCAAUGGACCAAAUAGAACCUAUGAUCAAAAGGCACUCGAUCUAAACUACAAUGCACAAGAAUUAAAGAUGGCUUUGAAAAAGGAUGCAAAAGAAAUGUUUUAUCAUGGUUACAAUAGUUAUAUAAACUAUGCAUACCCAAACGAUGAAUUAAAAUCAAUCACUUGUGAAGGAUCGGAUCAAUUUGGUCAAUAUUCAUUGACCUAUCUCGAUGCACUCGAUGCUCUAUUGGUAUUUGGAGAUCUAGAGGAAUUUAGACAAGGUGUACAAUGGGUAUCAAAAAACUAUCACUUUAACAAAAAUUAUAGUGUUUCUGUAUUUGAAACUAAUAUUCGUAUCCUCGGUGGUUUAUUAUCUGCUCAUUUAUUGGCUGAAAUUCAUUUACCUGAAUAUAAAGGAGAAUUAAUACCAGUCGCAUUAGAGAUUGGUGAAAUAUUAUUAAAAGCAUUUGAUACACCUACUGGAAUUCCAUAUGGAUCUAUUCAUUUACAAAAUGGAGUUGCAAGAAAUGAAUCAGAGAUUACAUGUUCAGCGGCAGCCGGUACUUUUUCAUUAGAGUUUGGUGUAUUGAGCAAGAUUACUGGUCGUCCACAAUUUGAAAGAGCUGCAAAACGAGCAACCAAGGCAAUUUGGCAAUUUAGAUCUUCUUUGGAUCUUAUAGGCAAUCAUAUUGAUAUUACAACUGGUCAAUGGAAAAUUAAAGAAUCUGGUAUUGGUACUGGUGCUGAUUCUUAUUUUGAAUAUCUUUUAAAAUCUGCCAUUUUCUUUGAUGAUGAAGAAUAUAUGGAUUUAUUUAUUAAAUCAUAUAGAGCAAUUUAUAGACAUGUUAGAAAAGAACCAUGGUAUGUUGAUGUUAGUAUGAAUCAAGGUUUAAUCAUUUGGCCGAUUUAUAAUAGUUUACAAUCAUUUUGGCCGGGUUUACAAAUGUUGGGAGGUCAAUUUGAAGAUUCCAUUUCAACAACUAGAGCAUUCCAUGCAGUUUGGAGAAGAUUUGGUGUGAUCCCAGAAGGUUAUAAUUUGAUGGCUGGUGCAGUUCAACAAACGCAAGAAGCAUAUCCACUGCGUCCAGAGUUGGGUGAAAGUUUCUAUUAUCUCUACACUGCAACUCAUGACCCACAAUUUCUAAGAAUGGGUAGAGAUAUGAUAUUUUCACUCAACAAUCUAACGAGAACCAAAUGUGGAUUUGCUGGAAUCAAGGAUGUAGAAACACAAACCUAUUUCGAUAAGAUGGAAUCCUUCUUUUUAUCGGAAACCAUAAAGUAUCUCUACCUACUUUUUACAGAUCAAGAUGAUGGAGGUUUAAUUGGAAAGAGACCUUAUAUAUUUACAACUGAAGGUCACAUUUUACCAAUGCAAUAUAGAUUCUUUGAAAAAGAUUCACUCUACAAAAAGAAUCUAACAAGAGAAGAUAUAUUCCCUAGAAAGGCAUCAAUGCCACCAAUGCCAAAACCAUUCAACAUUAUAGAUCCUAUCAACAUCACCAACCAAGACAAAGAAAAAAACAAAGAAAAAAACAAAGAUAGGCCUAUAAAGGAAGAAAAGAAAAGAGAACCAGAUCAAUACGAUGAAUUGUUUAAAGAAAUGGAAACUACAAACAAUUGGAAAUGUUCAAAACCUUCCUAUCUAAGAAGUAUAUCUGCUGGUUCAUUACAAUUAGUUGGUAAUCAUAAUGGUGAACAUGAAUGGUUUGAAGAUCCAAAUUUAUUAGAUUCUUUUGAUCAAUAA